UGUCUUUGAUCCCUCUGCGUCAUUUAGAAGGUCUCACACUUUUGGAUUUCGUUUUAGUUUUCGCCAAAGAAACUGUAUAAAACAGAUCGGAGAAGAAAAGAGAAAUAGUAGUUGCGGCAAUGGAGGAUCUAUGGAAGAGAGCCAAAUCGUUCGCAGAAGAAGCGGGUAAGAAAUCUCAGAACAUCACCCAAUCAUCCUCCGCGACGUUCGUCAAUCUCGUCACCGAGACUGCUAAGAAAUCCAAGGAACUCGCUCUCGAAGCUUCUAAGAAAGCCGAUCAACUCAAUGUUUCCGAUUUCGUUGCCGAAACGGCUAAAAAAUCUAAAGAAUUCGCUGCCGAAGCUUCAAAGAAGGCGGAUCAGUUCAAAGUCGCCGCGCUGAAGCAAGCUGAUCAGAUCCAGAACAUCAAAUCGAUCGCUGAUAUUAUCGGGUCCGGGUCAGGAUCAGGAUCCGGUUCCGAAGCAGAGCUUCUCGAAUUCGGUGUAACGGAUGAUUUGAGAGAGUUCGUUGAAGGCUUGACCUCUGCUACAUUCCAAGCUUUUCCUGAACAAGAUCAACCAGAUGAAGUUGCUGAUGUGACAACGAAUUCUUCGAAUGUUCGAAAGGAUCUAUCGGAUUGGCAAGAGAGACAUGCCACUCUCGUUCUAACCUCUGUCAAGCAAAUCUCCAAGUUAAGAUACGAACUUUGCCCGCGAUUCAUGAAAGAAAGGAGGUUCUGGAGGAUAUAUUUCACACUAGUGAGCACUCAUGUUUCACCAUAUGAGAGGAGGUACAUGGAGGCACUUAAGACCAAAGCAGAACAUGAAAGUGAAGAAGCUAAGAAUGCCCCAGUGACUGGAGAGACAGAAACAGUGGAAAAGAAUGUUGCAAUCAGUAGAACAUCUACUGCGACUUCUGAGCAGGAUCUGGAUACAUUCCUUUUGGGAGAUCUCGAAGACAGUGAUGGAACUCCAGAUGAUGGUGAUGGAAGCCUUGAGGAUGACUUUGACAAGAUUGAAAACUCAGAUGUUGAAGACGAGAAGCAAUCAACUAAAGCUACAACAAAUGCAGGAAACUAAGCGUCUUGUUAGUUUAACAUCCAAUUAGAAAAAGGUAAAUGAAGACGAUGCUUGAAAUGUAUAGUUUUGAUUUAGUAAGGGACGCAUAAGAAGACCGCGAUUUCGUAUAGUAAUUAAUUUGUUUUGCCAAACAGUCCUUUAGUUCGUUUUGUACAGCACUGCUACCAAUAAGUAGUCAAUUACUUUAACUCUAAA
Arabidopsis lyrata subsp. lyrata is the source of this 1253-nucleotide messenger RNA. RefSeq lists its product as uncharacterized. The transcript has 6 exons. The record is from RefSeq and is a predicted model, not a curated record. The coding region runs from base 120 to 1058 and encodes 312 amino acids. NCBI's taxonomy places the organism in Eukaryota, Viridiplantae, Streptophyta, Magnoliopsida, Brassicales, Brassicaceae.